This is a messenger RNA of Triticum turgidum subsp. durum (durum wheat), 1068 nucleotides long. The record is from the annotation of a GenBank genome assembly. Lineage: Eukaryota; Viridiplantae; Streptophyta; Magnoliopsida; Poales; Poaceae.
AUGGCGGACCCACCUUCCCCCCGCCUAGACGAAGACGACACCUUCGGCCGCGACUUCAACGCCUCGCCCUCUCGCAACGCCGCACCCGCCCGUUCCGGUGCCCUCCGCGAGAAGAGGCAGUUCGGCGAUCUGGAUGACGACGAAGACGAUGUCUUCGCUUCCAAGAAGGGAAAGACAAAGGUGGAGGAAAGUGCACCAGGUGCUGCCACGGGAAUGAUUCUGUCUCUCCGGGAAAGUUUGCAGACCUGCAAAGAGAAUCUUGAAUCAAACCAGGUGGAACUGGAAGCUGCUAAAUCAGAAAUCCAGAAGUGGCAUUCAGCAUUUCAGAACAUUCCUGCUGUACCUGCAGGAACCAAUCCAGAGCCUGUUUCGGUGGUUACUUAUCUCAAUAACCUGAAGUCGUCAGAGGAGUCACUGAAGGAGCAGCUGGAGAAAGCGAAGAAAAGAGAAGCUGCUUUUAUUGUAACAUUUGCAAAACGAGAACAAGAGAUUGCGGAAUUGAAGUCUGCAGUUAGGGACUUGAAAACACAAUUGAGGCCACCAUCAAUGCAGACAAGACGAUUAUUGCUUGAUCCAGCAAUUCACGAGGAAUUUACACGCUUAAAGAAUCUGGCUGAAGAGAAAGAGAAAAAGAUAAAAGAACUGCAGGAAAAUGUUGCCGCUGUCAAUUUUACCCCAUCCAGCAAACAUGGGAAGAUGCUAAUGGCCAAGUGUAGAACAUUGCAAGAGGAAAAUGAAGAGAUUGGGGCAAUGGCUUCUGAAGGAAAAAUCCAUGAACUUGGAAUGAAAAUUGCAGUUCUGAAGACCCAGAACAAUGAGCUCAGGAAUCAGUUCGAUGGGCUGUACAAACACAUGGAUGGCCUAACAAAUGACGUCGAGAGGUCAAAUGAAAUGGUUUCCAUACUGCAAGAGGAGUUAGAGGCUAAAGAUGUGGAGCUGGCAAGGUUAAAGGAGAUGCUUUCCCAAAAAGAGGCAACUGAAGACGACGCGGUCGUCGAAGAAAGAGAGGAAGCUGCAAAUGAUAUGAACGCUUCUUCUGAUCCGCAGCCGAUAAAAGCAGAGUCCUAA